Messenger RNA from Neocloeon triangulifer, 2163 nucleotides. RefSeq lists its product as uncharacterized. The record is from RefSeq and is a predicted model, not a curated record. The transcript is spliced from 8 exons. NCBI's taxonomy places the organism in Eukaryota, Metazoa, Arthropoda, Insecta, Ephemeroptera, Baetidae. Bases 176 to 1843 code for a protein of 555 amino acids.
GGGGCGUAACCAAACGGGCCGUACCAAACGACGGACGUACGACGGACGUCCGGCAAUCUUUUUCUCGAUUUUCCCGCUUUGCCGCUGUUGUUUUAGAUUAUCCGUGUAAUAGAAUUACCCUCUCAGAACAUUUUAUGUAAUAACAAUUUAAAACUAAGUUCAAACUGGUCCAAAAAUGGCCAAAACAAGCACCUUCCGUGGCCCUUCAUAUCGCUAUCAUGCAAAGAUACCCGUCACAGAUCAUGAAUUGUACCAAGAAGCAUUCAAACAAUUCCAGCAGUUCAAGUAUCUGACGAUUAAUAAGAUGGAGAUUACGAUAGGUUCGUUUGUUGAGCUGCAAGAUGAUGUUGAAAGGCUUCAAAUUCCAGGGUCGAAGGAUAAUCUUCCUCCACCUAAAUUUGCCCAAAUCUACAGGAUUUUGGAGACUGAUAAUGGCCCAUAUCUUUUGGUAUUUUGGUUCCACUCCAUAUCCGAAGGAUUGAAAAGCUUACCAUUAGCCCCUCCCAAGGACAGAAUCCUACAAUUUCCAGAUUUUACAACAAAGGACGUGAUUUUGGAUAGGAGAAGAUCUCCAGAUUUCUUUGGCGGAGUGACUUAUCAUCAAAUUGCUGCUGUCAGAUCGUUUGUUAAAGUCCACUUCCGUGAUGACCCAAUAGAGAAACUUGGAGAGUCUGGAAUGGAGUUCAUCCACCGCUUUGAUGUUGCGUACAAAAACGAUAAAUCAAUCUUGAUUCCUCGUUUAAAACCAACUGACCUGAAGAAUGAUGUCUACCCAGUUGACGUUAAAAAGACCAACGAAACCUUGAAAGUAAAGACGGUAAAGUGUGCAGCUGAUUUGGCACCACCUGCCACAAUAGACUCUAAAUCAGCAAGUGUAAGUGGACAGAAAAGCAGUGACAGUCAAAAAAACAAGGAGAAUGUGGCACCAUCCACUUCAAAAAAUAAAAGAACGCCUGUCUCAACUGAAGACGAGGACAAAAACCUUCAGACAAGACUUCGAGAGAAAGUUAUCCAGACAAGAAGCAAUCAGAAAAAUCAACCAGACAGGAAGAAACAUGCUGAAAAGCCUUCCAUUUCAGUUGAAUCAAAGGAAGAAACGGAAAUCAAGAAGCUCCAGAGGAAAUGUGAUAAACAGAAAGAAGAGAAAAUUAGGUUGGAAGUCACUGCUCAGCUAUUAAAAGAGAAACUCCAGAAAACUGAGAUUGAGUCUACAGCAAAGGCGAGCAGCGAGCCGGAUAAGAAGAAAAAUAAAAGAAGCGAGCAAUAUUUAACCCAUCUCAAAAUCAUCUCCCAAAGGAUGGCGAGAGGAAAGAAAAAGGAAAUACUGCUCAUCCACCAAAAUUUUCUGGAACAGGACGAAGCAUCCGAAGUCAAUGGAAUUGGAGUUUGUGAUGAUAUGGUGCUGGUUGCGAAGGCUGAGUGCAACGGAAAACUGUUUAGCUACGCUCAAAAGCUAGCCACCCAGAUUUUCAAGAAAGAAGGGGCCAAGUUUUUUUCCACUUCGGGCCGUGCGCCCAAAGGUGAUAAUCUGAACACCCUAAAAUUCCCGUCAGACUACCUUUUUGGAUUUCAAAAAAUUGUGGAGUUGACCGCUAAAGCUCAUGAUAUAACAAUGCCUACAAAGCCUGCGAACCUCAAGCCUGAUGAUGAUGAUGCGUACAAGAAACAGAUUAGGGAGGUCACAAAUCGAGCUCUAAACAACUGGCUGAGCAAGUUGCGAGACCCUUUCCGCACUCAUUGUCAAGUUAAGUCUAGGAAGAACAACAGUGGCGAACCAGUAGAAGACAAAGAGAACUUUGAUGAGAGCAGUCAGAAGUCAUCAGAAGAAAGUAGUAAUGAAUGAGACAAAAAUCAAAGCGGUCUCAUUGAUCUAAUCUUAAGGAAUGUCGUCUGAUGAAAAAAUUAAGUCACUUUUUAUAAACUCUUAUUGUAUUCUAAACCCAUCCUGUCUCACAAAAGCAACGGCUGUGCUGUGUGCAUAAUAAUUUUUAUUUUUCAGACUGCUGAUAUUUGUAUUUUGAUAAUGAACUGAUUUUAUACAAAAUAUUUGAGUGAGAUCUCAGACGCUAUUCAAUAAUUUAUUUUGUGACAGUAACAGAAGAAAAUUGAUUUACAUUUGUAUUCCUAAUGAAACAGAAAUUUCAAGAAGAUUUAAUUUUCAAU